UAAAGCGUCAUGGGAGUUGUAGUCUGGCACUCUGCUGUCCCUUCCCGCCGUCGUGGCGGUCCGGGACAGGAGUGAGCCCUAGGGUGGCGGGGGAUUACCGGGGUCCCGUCGAGGUGGUGGCAGCACAAUAGCCCAGUCCGGGAGUAACCGGCCUCCUGGCCCCUCCCACACCCCCGAACAAGAGCGUGGGAGGGGCCAGGACGCCGGUUACUCCGGGACUGGGCGUGAAGCACCGAGCCCCGCUACCGGCGCUGCGAGGUUCGCGGUAACGGGGACACACUACUUCAUUCCCUCACCGUGGGGACAGGGAGGACGCGCGGAGAGCUUGAUCUUGGAACCUCGCGGGGACCCUCAUCCCAUCCCUGCUCACCCAGCCACCCACGGACCAUGAACGUGCUGGCUCCGGUCCGCAGGGACAGGGUCAUCGCCGACCUGCCCCCGUGUUUUCGGAAGGAGGCCGCCCUGCACACCCGCCCCGCCUUCCACCCCACUGUGGCCAGCGCCUGCCAGGAGCAGCGGACGGGCACUGUGGGGUUCAAGAUCUCCAAGAUCAUCGUGGUGGGUGACCUCUCGGUGGGGAAGACCUGCCUGAUCAACCGGUUUUGCAAGGACACUUUUGAUAAGAACUACAAGGCGACCAUCGGGGUGGAUUUUGAGAUGGAGCGGUUUGAGGUGCUGGGGGUGCCCUUCAGCUUGCAGCUGUGGGACACGGCCGGCCAGGAGCGUUUCAAGUGCAUCGCCUCCACCUACUACCGGGGAGCACAGGCCAUCGUGAUUGUCUUUGAUGUCAACGACGUGGCGUCCCUGGAGCAUACACGGCAGUGGCUGGCUGAUGCCCUGAAGGAGAACGACCCAUCCAACGUGAUCCUCUUCUUGGUGGGCUCCAAGAAGGAUCUGAGCACGCCAGCACAGUACAGCCUGAUGGAGAAGGACGCUCUCAAGGUGGCUCAGGAGAUGCAGGCAGAGUACUGGGCUGUCUCCUCACUCACUGGGGAGAACGUGCGGGAUUUCUUCUUCCGAGUGGCAGCCCUGACCUUUGAGAGCAGCGUGGCGGCCGAGCUGGAGCGCGGCAGCAACACCCGCAGGAUCGGCGACACCGGAUCAGCAGCAAGGAGAGCGACCUGUACCUGUCAAUGCCCCGCAAGAAACCCAAGUGCUGCCAGUGAGGGGACAGCCCCAGUCCCCUCCAUGCUCACACCAAAGAGGGGCGACCCCGGCCGGCCCCGAGGAGACGUCCCUGCCUCCCCCAGCCUCCCCUGGCCCCUCGCCUGCCUGGGCACCCCUGUCCAGGGUGGGCAGGAGCACGUGUGUGGCUCCUGCAGCUAUGCAAACCCAGGUACUGCUGCAGGGGGAAGAUGCCCUCAGGCUCCCUUUUGUCUUAAUUAAACCUUUUUUAUGCUUUGUAAGAAA
Molecule: messenger RNA, 1410 nt
Organism: Parus major (Great Tit)
Lineage: Eukaryota; Metazoa; Chordata; Aves; Passeriformes; Paridae
Gene: RAB34
Product: RAB34, member RAS oncogene family
Exons: 11
Coding region: 388-1386 (332 amino acids)
Biological process (GO): phagosome-lysosome fusion; endocytosis
Molecular function (GO): GTP binding; GTPase activity
Source: RefSeq, a predicted model, not a curated record